Anisakis simplex (herring worm) is the source of this 450-nucleotide messenger RNA. The record is from the annotation of a GenBank genome assembly. Lineage: Eukaryota; Metazoa; Nematoda; Chromadorea; Rhabditida; Anisakidae.
AUGUCGACCGGACCGUUGAGUGCGGAAGUAAGGAAGCUGGCGAAUGAAUUCAUUAGUUUCAUCAAUAAGGCAGUCACUCCAUAUCACGCUGUGAACGAGAGUAUAACACUUCUGAAAGCGGCAGGUUUCGAGGAACUUGACGAGAGGAAGCCGUGGAGAAUUGAACCGACUGGGAAAUACUUCGUGACUAAGAACAAUACGGCAAUAAUAGCGUUCGCAGUCGGCGGUAAAUACAAGCCUGGCAAUGGCUUCUCGAUGCUCUCUGCACACACCGACAGUCCGGCAUUGCGCGUUAAACCCAUCUCGAAGAUCACUUCCGAACAAUUCUUACAGGUGGGAGUAACGACUUAUGGAGGGGCGAUCUGGCGAACUUGGUUUGAUCGCGAUUUGAGUAUUGCUGGUCAGGUGAUUUAUCGAAAGGUGAGAGUCGUUUUGGUUUUAGUGAAUUAG